CGUCACGGGGCGUGUCUUCCGGGGCGGAAGCCCCGCGCGCUCCUCCCGGACGAGCGCGGCUCCCCGGGCUUGCCCUGCAAGGCGGUCUGGGAGCUGCGGGGUGGGAGGCCAGUUCCCACUUCGCCGGGUCUGAGUCCGGCGCCAGAAUGGGGAACAGUGCCCUCCGUGCUCAUGUGGAAACGGCGCAGAAAACUGGUGUCUUUCAACUUAAAGACCGUGGGCUGACCGAGUUCCCUUCAGAGUUGCAGAAGCUGACGAGCAAUCUCAGGACCAUCGACUUGUCCAACAACAAGAUAGAGAGCCUGCCGCCGGCGAUCAUAGGGAAGUUCACUCUGCUGAAGAGCCUCUCUUUGAACAGCAACAAACUGAGUGCUCUUCCUGAGGAGUUAUGCAAUCUGAAAAAGCUGGAGAUGCUGAGCUUAAAUAACAAUCUAUUGCGAGAACUGCCAUCAACCUUUGGUCAGCUUUCUGCCCUCAAGACCCUAAGCCUGUCUGGGAACCAACUGGGAGCCCUACCACCCCAGCUUUGUAGUCUGCGGCACCUGGAUGUAGUGGAUCUCUCCAAGAACCAGAUUCGCAGCAUACCUGACAUCAUUGGGGAUCUUCAGGUGAUUGAGCUCAACCUCAAUCAGAAUCAGAUAUCUCAGAUCUCAAUAAAGAUAUCUCGCUGUCCUCGCCUUAAAGUUCUUCGCCUGGAAGAGAACUGCCUUGAGCUCAGCAUGCUUCCACAAAGCAUCCUCAGUGAUUCCCAGAUCUGUCUGCUUGCAGUGGAAGGCAACCUGUUUGAAAUAAAAGCACUUCGAGAACUGGAAGGUUAUGAUAAGUACAUGGAAAGGUUCACAGCCACCAAAAAGAAGUUUGCAUGAUGUUCUUCAGAAGCAUGGGAACCUUACAGGACAGUGACUUGGAACCUGUUGUAAUCUGGCUGAGUCAGAGGCUCCUAUUCUCGAGGAUAUCUGCAGUAAGGAGAUGAACGCCUAGGAGAUUCUAUUUCAUUCAGUCAUCUUUCUUCUUUCCAGUGCUUAUUUUCCAAUAAGCUAAAAGGAACCAAGAGACAGGAAGUGUCCUCCAUUUUAACUCAGAUAGGAUAAUGGACAAUGCUGAUCCUCAAAACCAAUCAUUAGUUUGACUUUAAGACAUCAAUAGCUAGUUGCUGUUUAUGCAGUGAGGGGAUGUUGCCCAGUAACAAAAUAGCUCCAUCACAGUGAUUGGAAUUUCAUGUAGUUCCAGUGUAAGUUUCAUAAAGUCAGAUGCCAUUUCCACCUGUGUUUAACAAUUCCUAUUUUUAUGAAGUUGAAAUAAUUUGUAAGAGACUGGAGUGGUGAAUCUAAGGAAUUAUAUUUUCUUGUUUGGGGGCCACAUCCAGCAGUGCUCAGGUGCAACUUCCUGUGUGCUGCUUCUGGUGGUGCUUGGGGAGCCAUGCCAUGGCCAGACUUCCCGCAUGCGAGGUAUGCACUAUGCCUCUGAACUGUCCUUGUCCAGGAUACAUGCUGUUAUUCGAGUCUAUCACUUCAAUCAUAGUGUUUUUACAUGAAAUUUAGGAGGUACACAAAUGUAUAUGUUUGUCUUAAUGUGUACUUUGUCAGAAAAGCAACAACACAACACUAAGAAUAGUUUCCCAAGUCUACAGUAGCAAAAUCUUACCUAUUGCAGGUGCCUUAUUGGUAGAGGGCUCCAAAGAGCUAAAAAGCAUAUAUGCAAAACUUGUAAGAUACUAGGGUUUUUAAAUAAUCAAAAUUUUCAUGAUGCUUUGUUAGAAAUAAUGUUUUAUUUCUGGUAAUCCUUUUCCUUUUGUAUUUAUAACUCUGCUAAUCAAAUAACUUAUAAAAACAAUAUUUUAAAUGCUUAUCAAGUUUAUUCUCUGAAUGAGAAUAUACUAAAUAAAGAAUUUCUAAUGAAUGCUGGAUUAAAACAAAAAGGUUAAUUCUUUAAGCAGACAGAACUUUUAACCAGUAAAUGGUUCUUUGAAAAUGGAUUAGGAAGAAAUGUUUCAUGUUCUUAUUCCGGCUGCAUGAGUACUGAAAUGCCUUCCUGUGACUAAU
This is a messenger RNA of Sorex fumeus (smoky shrew), 2042 nucleotides long. It is a transcript of the gene LRRC57, whose product is annotated as leucine rich repeat containing 57. The record is from RefSeq and is a predicted model, not a curated record. The transcript is spliced from 6 exons. Gene Ontology annotation, molecular function: protein binding. The coding region runs from base 147 to 866 and encodes 239 amino acids. NCBI's taxonomy places the organism in Eukaryota, Metazoa, Chordata, Mammalia, Eulipotyphla, Soricidae.